AUGGCGUCCGUGACUCGGGAUGAGCGGGCUCGUCCAGCUGCAGCCCCGGCACCCGAGCAGGGACCACCGGAACCUCCGCCCAUCCACCCGUCCUUCAUUCAAGUCGCCAAGCCAUACAUCUUCGAACAUACGAUCCAGCAAUGCUUCGAGGCAAUGCGGGUGGAUCCCAUUCGGGAGGCAUCGAUGCGCCUGCAAGGAAUUGCUCUGAUCGACAGUGUUCGCCGAAUCCUUCAUUUGCCCCUCCGCACAUUCAAUACCGCAGCAGUCUACUACCACCGAUUCCGACUCGUCACCCCGGACACCGGACACAAUUUCAUGGUACGUGAGACCUACCCUAAUCCCAUGACAGGAGUUCGAAGCCAACAGGAAAUCCUAAUCCAGGAUGCUGCGGCCGCUGCUUUGUUCACCGCGUGCAAGAUCGAAGAUACCCUGAAGAAGUCGCGGGAGAUUGCAUGUGCCGUCUACAACCUAAAGAAGCCAUCCUCCGAGCAUCUGUCCCCCGAUGAUGAAUACUUCGAGACCAAUGCCGCGCGUAUGAUGGGACUCGAACGGCUGAUGCUCGAAGCCUCUGGUUUUGAUUUCCGUAACCGACAACCUACGAAGCGACUGCUGAAGCUCGGCAAGCAUUUUCAGGUCGGCGACGACGUGGCUCUGCUGGCCUACCGCAUUUCGAUCGACCUGUACCGUACCUAUGCGCCCCUCAAGCAGACAUCGUCGACUAUGGCUUUCGCGUGCCUCGAACUUGCUUGUCGACUGGCGGACCUGCGUAAUGAGCCCAUCGAAACCGGUCAGGAGUACGAGAGAUGGGGUACCAGCCGUGCUGAGGUUAUGGAGACCCUCUUUGAUCUCCUGGAGAUGUACACGCACCAGCGUGGCACCACCUCAGUUGGCCCGGACUUCCGUGCGGAUCGGUUCCUGACCGUCCGCAUCCCGCUGAACCAGGAGGCCGCUGCCCAGAAUCUCCCGCGAUACACCAGGGAAGAGGACAGUGAGAACCGCUCGACUGAAACUGGAGAAGGCGCACCUUCCCAGCGCCCCCCUCACCCGCUCACCCCUGUUGCGGCCAACAACGACCGUCUCGGAGACCGUGCCGACCGUGGCGCCCGCGAUGCUCCGGUUCGAUUCAUGAUCGACCCGGAGUGGGCUGCCGCGGAGAGACAGGCGGUCGAGCCUUACUUCCGGGAGGAGUGGGAGGAGUAUGAGGUGGAGGUGUGA
This is a messenger RNA of Penicillium argentinense, 1215 nucleotides long. RefSeq names its product putative cyclin. Gene Ontology annotation, molecular function: cyclin-dependent protein serine/threonine kinase activator activity. Gene Ontology annotation, cellular component: cyclin/CDK positive transcription elongation factor complex; nucleus. Gene Ontology annotation, biological process: regulation of transcription by RNA polymerase II; positive regulation of DNA-templated transcription, elongation. Lineage: Eukaryota; Fungi; Ascomycota; Eurotiomycetes; Eurotiales; Aspergillaceae. Bases 1 to 1215 code for a protein of 404 amino acids. The record is from RefSeq and is a predicted model, not a curated record. The transcript has 3 exons.